Molecule: messenger RNA, 556 nt
Organism: Paramecium primaurelia
Lineage: Eukaryota; Ciliophora; Oligohymenophorea; Peniculida; Parameciidae
Source: the annotation of a GenBank genome assembly
AAUGAAAUUAGUAGCAGUAGAUAAUAGAAGGCCAGAUAUGAAUUUAAUUUAGGUUGGAUGUCCAAUAUUUUUGAAAGAUUUAAUGAUUAAAUAUCCAACUAAAAGACCCUCUUUUUAAGAAGUAUCAUGGGUUAUUAAAAAUAUCAUGAAAUUGAAAAAUUAAUUGGUAGUGGUAGUUUUGCAAAUUUUAACAUUGGAAAAUCAAAGGCUGAUGGUAUUAUUUGAUUCUUUGCACCAAUACAAAAAUAAAGUAAAAUUAUUAACAUAAUACCAAAGUAGCAAUUAAGGCUUUCCUUAAAUAAAUGCUCAUGUUAUCAGAUCUAACUUAAUGGUGAGUAGUAAUAAAUCGAUAAUGAAGUUAAAUUCAUGAAAUAUAUGAAUCGAAAAUAUAUUGAAAUUGGAUGAUGUCUUUGAAAAUAAGGCUCAAAUUUAUCUAAUCACUAAAUUAUGCAGAGGUGGCAACCUUGAGUAAGCAAUUAAAAAACUUGAAGAUCAAUUAUCAUUAUUAACUGUGUAAAGUGAUUUUUCGACAAAUUGUAGAAGGAAUCAAAUAUAU